GGUUGCUGUACUUUCUUUAUACGUCACUUACAUGUGGCCCGCACUCUCCGCUCUUCUCUUCCUUCUCCUCCGUACAUCCUCUUUCCUUUCUCCAUAUAAACCCAACCACUCCCUUCUUUUUUCCACCCUUCAAUCCAUUCCCUUCCCCCAUUCUCUCUCUUUCUUUUCAGGCCUACCAUUUCAUAUUGAAAAACAAAACAACACAACACAGAUUUUAGUAUCUACUCUGUUGCUGUAUUUCAUUUAUUUGGUACAAGAUGAUGUACGAGCAUCAGCAACGUUUUCAGCAGCCCAUGUCUGUGAAGGUCGAUUUGAGAAAGAAAACCGAGAGAAGGAAAGCCGUAGAGGAAGAGAGGCUUGAAAUAGUAGACUUGAGUGGCAUGUCCUUGGAUUCCCUUCCCAACCCCUCUCUUAAUUUAGCCACCAUUUGCAAGUUGGACCUCUCUAAUAACAAUCUUCAGAAUAUACCAGAGUCCUUAACAGCGAGACUGCUGAACAUGGUGGUGUUGGACGUGCACUCCAACCAGCUUAGGUACCUUCCCAACUCCAUUGGUUGCCUCUCAAAGCUCAAGGUUUUGAAUGUCUCUGGCAACCUCAUCGAAUACCUUCCCAAAACAAUUGAAAAUUGCAGAAGCUUAGAAGAACUGAAUGCGAACUUCAACAAGUUGAUCCAGCUUCCGGAGAACAUAGGGUACGAGCUGAUAAACCUGAAGAAGCUAUCGGUGAACUCUAACAAGCUGGUGUUCCUUCCUCGCUCGACCUCUCAUCUGACCGCUCUGAAGAUUCUGGACGUGCGUUUGAACUGCCUGAGAUCUCUCCCAGAAGAUCUCGAGAACCUGAUAAACCUAGAAACUCUGAAUGUGAGCCAGAACUUCCAGUACCUGGAUUCUCUACCCUACUCGGUGGGGCUCCUCCUAUCCCUGGUGGAACUAGACGUCAGCUACAACAAGAUCAGAUCAUUGCCGGACUCCGUUGGGUGCCUGAAGAAGUUGCACAAGCUGAGCGUGGAAGGGAACCCUCUGAGUUCGCCGCCGCCGGAAGUGAUGGAGCAGGGAUUGCAUGCGGUGAAGGAGUACCUGUGCCAGAAGAUGAACGCGGGCCAUCAGAGCCCCCCGAAGAAGAAGUCGUGGGUGGGGAAGCUGGUGAGGUAUAGCACCUUCAAUGGACUCAACAGCAGAGGUGUGGGCCGCGAGGAACGUGAAUCCUUCAUCAUGCCUGAUUAUAGACCCAUCAAUAGCCUCGCCUCGCCGCGCUACACCGGCUUGUUCUCACCUCGUCGCCUCUUCUCACCCCGCAAUUACUUCAGCGCUUGAGUUCAACGUCGCCGUUUUGCGUUCUUAGUAAGAUCACCAGUUUUGAUUGAUUUCACUGCAUUGUUGUGUUUACGUUCGACCGACUUGGGAACCGUACGUGGUGGGCUGUUCAGACUGUCCAGUAGGUCCCUUUUGCUUCAUGGAUGGACAAGAUCUAUUAGAUUUAGUUCAAGACUAUUAAGCAACUACUGCAUAUAUA
Molecule: messenger RNA, 1512 nt
Organism: Vigna umbellata (rice bean)
Lineage: Eukaryota; Viridiplantae; Streptophyta; Magnoliopsida; Fabales; Fabaceae
Product: plant intracellular Ras-group-related LRR protein 6-like
Cellular component (GO): cytoplasm
Molecular function (GO): protein binding
Source: RefSeq, a predicted model, not a curated record